AUGAGCCGUCGCCCCCUCCCCGAUGUAGAGCUUCGCCGCGCUCGCCGGUCGUCUAUGGGUGGUGGAGCGGGUUCCGAUUGGCGCCAAAUUGGGUCGAUCGACUGGUCCCGACCUUCUUCGGUGAGGGGGUCGGGAUUGAGGUAUCGUCCUUUUCUCCCUUUUUUCCGUUUCAUGGUGGUGUUGGUUGGUGGGGGCUUGUGUCUCAUGGUUUUGGGUUGUGGUCUCGGCCGAUGGUUGGGAAGGGAUCGUCGGUCGGGAGUUGGGGAGAAAGGAGCUGUCCUCUGGUGUUGGUCUAGAGCGGCCAAGUUCUUCCUGGCGGGGCUGAGCACGGCGGCGAAGUCCUUUCCUGCCCGCGAAGCCAGGCUGCACAGCCGUGUCUGUCCGUGCGACGACUGCGAGCUGGCCCCCACCGCCGCAGCCAUCUGCUCCGCCUACGACCGCGAUGUCCACUCCGCAAGCACCCUCACCGGCCACUACGACCGCGUCCCGGUGGAGCCCUUCCACGGCGGCUCGGUGGAGAUAAUCAGGGGCGGAGCCAGCCUCAAAUUUCACCGGGAUCGACAAUAUUUUUUAGCGGGGUCAUUAACCUAG
Messenger RNA from Striga hermonthica, 591 nucleotides. The record is from the annotation of a GenBank genome assembly. NCBI's taxonomy places the organism in Eukaryota, Viridiplantae, Streptophyta, Magnoliopsida, Lamiales, Orobanchaceae.